AUGGAACAGAAGGGAGGUGUGCUUCUGCAACAAUAUGAACUUGGUAGGUUGCUCCAAAAGUCUAAUGACCCAAACGAGCCCGACGAUCCAGACGAGCCCGAUGAUCCGAAUAGGCCUGACGACCUAGACAAGCCAGAUAACUCGAACGAGCCUGACGACCUGGACGGGCCCGAUGACCCGGACGGGCCCUUCCAAAUCAUUGGACCCGUACACCCAUGUGGGCCCGAAGACACGGAUAGGUUCGACGACCCGGACGAGCCCGAUGACCUAGACGAGAACAAUGACUCGGAUGGGCCCGAUGACCCAGAUGGUCCCGACGAUCCAGACGAGCCCGAUGACUCGUACGGGCCAGACUAUCCGGACGAACCUGACGGUUUGAAAGGGCCCGUACGAGUUGUUGGGCCCGUUUGA
Messenger RNA from Vigna unguiculata (cowpea), 411 nucleotides. The record is from RefSeq and is a predicted model, not a curated record. Lineage: Eukaryota; Viridiplantae; Streptophyta; Magnoliopsida; Fabales; Fabaceae.